GGAAAGGUAAUCCCCGUGGAGGAGAUAGAUUCCGCGAAAGGGUCGACUUCCUCCGACUCAGUGAAAGCGGAGAGGCGCGUGGAAUUACCGCUUUUGACGAUCGCUGAAGUCUCGCGAUUUUUAGAGAAAACUAAUCGCGACGACAUGUCGACCACGACCAUGUUGAGGAGCUUGGCGAACGAAUUUUCUUCGCGAAUGAUAAAACAACACAGCACUAGCAUGACGGCGACAAAAAAGCGCGCUAAACUAGUCGCGAGAUUAACGAAGUUACUAGUGGAUUCCCAAUGUUAUUUGAAUCCUGAUAAAUUCCCGUCUGACCUUGUUUUCUCCACAAAACAGCCUCCCGCUUGCAAUAUUCGUUUGCUGAAACGUGCCCUGCCGCUUGAUUCCUACAAUCUUAUCGCCCCAAUAUUGGGUAUGCCGAAUUGGUACCCGAAAAAAGUCAUAAAGAAAGUGGAGUAUUAUGAAGAGAAAGAGGAAGAAGAAGAAAAAGAAGAAGAAGAAGAAGAAGAAGAAGAAGAAGGCACGAUUCCCUUCGAUUUGAUUGUGCAUCCCCCGACAACCAAAGACAUUUCGAACGGAGAUGAGUAUAAAGUAGGUCAAGUCAGAUCGAAUCCUUACGCUCUCUUUUUAAAGAAACCGCGGCGCAAGGUUGUCACUUGGCGUCCUUUAACGGCGGCCGAUCUUAAAGGCUACGAUCCCGAGGCUACUCUUGAGAUGAGAACCAGAAAUAUUACGGACAGGAUAUGCCGUGACUUCUGCGACUGGCUGCGUAGUUUAAGCGGCACCGACAAAGUCAUCGACGAGGAAAUCCUAGGAGAUAUGUUCGAAAUUGACUUUACGGCCGACGCCAGCAGAACGAUGGAGAUGUCAAUCAGAGAAAUGCCGAUGGUACCUAACAAUGUUGCCGCAGCGAGACAGUGUUUUGAUGCAAGUGAGCUUGCCAUGACCAAGACGCAUCUGAUCAGAGAUGCCAAAGCUGAGAGUAAGCCAAGCAAAACAAUGGCCUUUGGUACCGCGAUUCCCUGGAAGCUUCGGUUUGUACCACCCAAAAAUCGGGUGAGAGAAAAAUGGCUACAAUGUGAGAACGUGAUGACCGAUCUAGAAACGAUGGACGUGGUCUGGAAAGACAUAACACAUCUGGACAGCGUCAGGUCUUUCGCAAAAUGGCUCAGUGAACGUUCGGAAAUUUUACCGGAUGCAUUAAAAACCGCAAUGACCACCAAUUUUGCAAAAUACGCCAAAAUUGUCGACGAAACGCAUUUGCAAACGAAUGUCAAACAGAUUAGCGGCUUUAAAGCCCGCGACGCCCUUCAGAGUCCUGACUCGUCCUGAUUUGACGAGUAAUUAACAGAAGCAGGAGAGAUCGGUACUUGGAAAGAAAUUGUCGAUAGACCCUCAAAGUUCCUCCAUACUGGCGCCAAAUACGUUCGUGUAACCGAUACGACCGCAUGAUGACACGGCGCAGAACGCCCAUUUCCUGUAUGCGGCGAACGGUUAACCUCCGUGUAGCCGCCGUGGAUGCUUCAAUCGCAAACAAUUCCCGUGGAAAUUUCGACAAACGUUCAAUUACGGGACCUAAUUUUCUGCUAAUGAUCGCCACGUUUCACUAAUCCAACGUAACGUAGAAAUCAAGUUUCUCGCCGGGUUCCUACCUCGAAUCAAAAUGUAUGGAUCAUUAAAAGGCGCGAACGGUUACCGGGCCAUCAUUCCUGAUUUGGCGUGUAGAUUGGAUUAACAGUCCGAUUUCUGUCUCUCCUACUCUCCCUCACACUAUGUACACAUACACCCGCACAUACACACGACAAAUUAAUUCAUUG
Messenger RNA from Acromyrmex echinatior (Panamanian leafcutter ant), 1820 nucleotides. RefSeq lists its product as uncharacterized. Lineage: Eukaryota; Metazoa; Arthropoda; Insecta; Hymenoptera; Formicidae. The record is from RefSeq and is a predicted model, not a curated record.